Molecule: messenger RNA, 333 nt
Organism: Aspergillus oryzae RIB40
Lineage: Eukaryota; Fungi; Ascomycota; Eurotiomycetes; Eurotiales; Aspergillaceae
Exons: 2
Coding region: 1-333 (110 amino acids)
Source: RefSeq, a predicted model, not a curated record
AUGAAGUUCACUGCCAUCUCUCUCCUUUUGGCAGCCAGCACUGCACUGGCAAGCCCCGUCAACGUCCGAAGCGAAUCCCUAAAACUCACUGGACUGACAGCGAAAUCCUCCAAGCUCGGCGAUUCUGACAUUCAGUUUUCUCUCACCGACCCCAACUACCCCGAGGAUACUCAAACUGACUGCGCUGUUAAGUGGUCCACCAACUCAACCCCCCCCCUUCGAAUGCUCGUUGCGCGAACAACAACUACUACAUCCGGCUCUUGGGCGGAGCCAAAGACUUCGACAAGUUCACUAUUGAGAUCGAGCGGGUUUCUGACUCAAUUGAGGAGAUAG